This is a messenger RNA of Arachis duranensis, 3009 nucleotides long. RefSeq lists its product as uncharacterized. Bases 232 to 2646 code for a protein of 804 amino acids. The transcript has 15 exons. The record is from RefSeq and is a predicted model, not a curated record. Lineage: Eukaryota; Viridiplantae; Streptophyta; Magnoliopsida; Fabales; Fabaceae.
CUCCGAGAGUGAAUGUUGUACGGUACCGGCGGGUGGACUUGUUUCUUGAGUUGUUGCCUCAAGUCUCAACGACGACCUAACCAAACGUCCAAACCACACACACAGAGUGAGCUUCUUUUUGUUGUGUUCUCUCACUCUAACUUUAACAAGCUCCAGUGUUUGUUGCUGUAAGCACCAAUUUCCAUUUCUAUGUAUAAAUUAUAAUUUGAUCUGAGCUUUGCUUACUAUCCCAUGGUGCUUCCUCGGAUCCUCCUCCUAUUCGCCCUACUGAGUCAUCAUCUGACUCAGUCCGACUCGGCACCACAGGCCUUCAAGAGAGGUACCGGCCACCCACAGUGGCACCACGGCGCCUUCCACGACGUCCGCGAUUCCGUCCGAUCCGAUGUUCGCCGCAUGCUCCAUUCCAGAGCCGAGGUUCCGUUUCAGGUUCCGUUGGAAGUGAAUGUGGUUCUCAUCGGUUUCAGUGGAGAUGGAGGAUAUAGAUACACUAUCGACAUUCAUAAUCUGGAGCAAUUUCUGAGAACGAGUUUCCCCUCUCACAGACCCUCUUGUCUCGAGACUGGGGAGCUUCUUGAUAUUGAGCAUCAUUUGGUCUAUAAUGCAUUUCCUGCUGGGCAGCCUGAAUUGAUAGCACUUGAGAAAGCUCUGAAAGAGGCUAUGAUUCCUGCAGGAAAAGCUAGAGAGAGUGAAUUUGGAAGGGAGGUACCUCUAUUUGAAGUUGAAGCAACAUCCGUGGAGCCAAUAUUUCAAAAGCUGUACUCCUAUAUAUUUGACAUGGAUAAUGGGGGAUCUUCGGUCAUAGAUAUGGACAGACCGGUGCCAAAUGCCAUAUUUGUUGUGAACUUUGAUAAGGUGAGAAUGGAUCCUAGGAAUAAAGAAAGGGAUCUUGAUAGUUUAAUGUAUGGCAAACUUCCGGAGCUUAAUGAUGAAGAUAUGAAAAAACAAGAAGGUGAUUAUAUUUAUCGUUAUCGCUAUGAUGGUGGGGGAGCAACUCAAGUUUGGUUGGGGUCUGGAAGAUUUGUAGUGAUCGACCUUUCAGCAGGCCCAUGCACUUACGGUAAGAUUGAAGCUGAAGAGGGAAGUGUCAGUUCUAGAACUCUGCCAAGAUUACGAAAUGUGAUUCGACCAGGUGGUAUGACCACAGUUUAUCAAUCCAGCAAUGAUAUCUUUCUCGGGCAGCUUGCUUCUUUGAUAUCAACCACAGUGGAGCAUGUUAUAGCACCUGAUGUAAGGUUUGAAACUGUUGAUCUUACUUCAAGAUUGCUUAUACCAAUAAUUGUCUUGCAAAAUCAUAAUCGGUACAACAUUAUGGAAAGGGGCCAUAAUUACAGUAUUAACAUUGAUGCAAUUGAGGCAGAGGUGAAGAAAAUGCUCCAUGAUGGUCAAGAAGCAGUAGUUAUUGGAGGUGUACAUUCACUACAUCGCCAUGAGAAGCUUGCAAUUGCUGUUUCAAAAGCUAUGCGCGGCCAUUCCCUGCAGGAAACCAAGAAUGAUGGUCGUUUCCAUGUUCAUACGAAGACUUACCUGGAUGGUGCACUUUUAAAAGAAGAGAUGGAACGCUCUGCUGAUGUGCUUGCUGCUGGAUUGCUUGAAGUGGCUGACCCAUCUCUAUCAAGUAAAUAUUUCCUCCGCCAAAAUUGGAUGGAUGAAUCUGAAGUGUCUACCGAUUCUAUUCUUAAGCAUAAACCUCUCUGGGCUUCCUAUGACUCAAAAUAUAGCAAGAAAAGGAAGAAGAAAGUAAAGAAACUCGGGGAUCUGCAACCAACUUAUGGAACCCGAGUAAUUCCUGUCUUUGUGCUAUCAUUGGCAGACGUGGAUCGAGACCUUAUGAUGGAUGAUGAAAGUAUGGUAUGGACAAGCAAUGAUGUUGUAAUUGUGCUUGAGCAUCAAAAUGAUAAGAUCCCUUUAAGUUAUGUUUCGGAGACCCAGAAAAGGCAUGCUCUUCCAUCUCAGGCACAACGGCAUAUACUUGCUGGCCUUGCCUCAGUUGUGGGUGGUUUAAGUGCCCCAUAUGAGAAGGCCUCUCAUGUACAUGAAAGACCUGUUGUGAAUUGGCUUUGGGCUGCUGGUUGUCAUCCCUUUGGACCAUUCUCAAAUACAUCUCGCAUCAGUCAAAUGCUCCAUGAUGUUGCCUUAAGGAACUCAAUAUAUGCACGUGUGGAUUCUGUACUCCGUAGAAUUCGGGAGACAUCAGAGACUGUCCAAGCUUUUGCAGCAGAGUAUCUGAAAACUCCCCUUGGUGAACCAGUGAAGGGAAAGAAGGAGAAAUCAACCACUGAACUAUGGUUGGAGAAGUUCUACAAGAAAACAACAAAUUUGCCAGAACCCUUUCCUCAUGAAUUAGUUGAUCGCUUGGAAAAAUAUCUCGAUGGCCUUGAGGAACAGCUUGUUGAUAUGUCUUCAUUGUUAUAUGAUCAUCGACUACAAGAUGCCUUCUUGAACAGUUCAGAUAUUCUGCAGAGUACCAUGUUCACCCAACAAUAUGUUGACCAUGUUCUGGCCUCUGAGAAGGAUAAUAUGAGAUGUUGCAAAAUUGAGUACAAGUAUCCCGUGCACUCUUCUCAAACUUACAUCUAUGGGGGAAUACUUAUUGCUGGGUUCUUUGUGUACUUUGUUGUAAUUUUCUUCUCAUCUCCAGUGCGGUGACAUAUGUUAGAUUUUGACCCCAACAAGAACCAAUAACCAGGCCUUAUCACAUUUCGGUAGAGCUUAUGGUUGCCAUACCAAAUCGAAUAUAUGCAACAAUUUUGAAUGCGUCAGUGCAGCACAAAUUACUGGAGCAACGUUGACUAGAUUUUAUGUAUUUGGCAUAAAAGUUGCCAGGAGGGUCUUCAGCUUUCUAUUUGCUUCAUUAACUGAAGAAAAUCUCAUGUACACUUUGUAGUCUCUUGGGGCGGGGAUGAAUGCUUUCAGUAGAUGCGAUUAAAUGGAUAACAAUUGCAAAUUCAAUGGGUGAAAUUGACUUUGGCAAUAACAAUUUUGUUGUGUCUAGAAAGAAUAUUUGUUGAA